AUGCUGUCUGCUGCUCUCUGUAUCUCAGACUGGAGGUGGGCGGAGUGUCAUCCACUGACAGAUGUUGAUUUUGAGGUGCUGAAGCCUCGCUCACCCUCCCGUCCGGCUGGCAUGUCCCUUCCGUCUUUCAGUUCUUCCUGGACCAGCCCCAUUUCCCAGAGAGACCCGAGCUCUGGCAGCAGUGAGGGUCACAGAUGGACCCCGGGGGGAUGUAAUGCAGCCAGCAAUGAGCCUCAGGUGGAGGCUUUGCACCGAAAGGUGGUGUCCUGGUUUGGGGACCAUCCCUCAGCUCCUUUUGGGGUCCACCAGUUGGUGGAGCUGGGAAAGGAGUCUGGGAAGAGGGCAGGGGACUGGUACGGCCCGUCCGUAGUGGCACAUAUGCUAAGAAAAGCAGUGGCUAGAUCCACUGAGUUUCACAACCUUGCUGUAUACGUGGCACAGGACUGCACGGUGUAUAAAGGAGAUAUCAUGAGGUUGUGUGAGCUGUCCGAGUCUGCUGGCACAGGCUGGAAAUCUGUCAUCAUUCUAGUGCCAGUACGGCUCGGAGGAGAAUCAUUAAACCCCUCCUACAUUGAGUGCGUUAAGAACAUUCUCAAGUUAAAAUGCUGUAUAGGAAUUAUUGGAGGAAAACCCAAGCAUUCCCUGUUUUUUAUUGGUUUUCAAGACGAGCAGCUAUUGUAUCUCGACCCACACUACUGUCAGCCAGUGGUGGACGUCACCCAAGGCAACUUCUCUCUGGAGUCUUUUCACUGUAACUCACCCAGGAAGAUGAGCUUUAGUCGUAUGGAUCCCAGCUGCACCAUCGGGUUCUACGCGCAGACUAAGAAAGACUUUGAGUGUUUGUGUUCAGCGGUCAGUGAAGCUUUGUCAUCCCCUAAAGAGAAGUAUCCCAUCUUUACAUUUGUAGAGGGCAGGGGACAGAACUAUGGAAUGGAGGGGCAGAGCGGGGGGUCCAUGGAUGGUCCUGCAAACAUUUUCUCAUGCAACAGAAUGAGCAGGAACAGUAAGAGAGGAAGCACAGAUGAGUUUGUGCUCCUGUGA
This is a messenger RNA of Cyprinus carpio (common carp), 1041 nucleotides long. Its product is annotated as cysteine protease ATG4D-like. The coding region runs from base 1 to 1041 and encodes 346 amino acids. The transcript is spliced from 7 exons. The record is from RefSeq and is a predicted model, not a curated record. NCBI's taxonomy places the organism in Eukaryota, Metazoa, Chordata, Actinopteri, Cypriniformes, Cyprinidae. Gene Ontology annotation, molecular function: protein-phosphatidylethanolamide deconjugating activity.